AACUACAUCUCCCAGCAUGCUCUAGGGCAGCUGCGUCUGCGUGUUUUCAGCUGUCAUUCUGCCCACAGAGGCGAAGCUGGUCCAGCAUCUCCAGACAGGGGAGAGGAAAAGGCACAGAAAAUUAAAUGAAAUGAUCUAUUUCUCUUUAUUCGCAAUGUGUUUCCCAUUGCAAUGAAGGACAGAGCUUUUCACUGUGAGGAUUUUAUCACCGCUUGCCGAAGAGUCAUUGCUGUUUCUCAUUGAGAAAUGCCGUUUGUGGUUCUCUAAAUGGUCUUAACGCUGAGAAAAAUAUAUAAACGAUGAAGAAGCAAUUUAAUCGAAUGCGACAGCUCGCCAACCAAACAGUGGGCAGGGCAGAAAAAACAGAAGUAUUAAGUGAAGACCUAUUACAGGUGGAGAAACGUCUGGAGCUGGUAAAACAAGUGACUCACAGCACCCACAAGAAACUAACAGCAUGUCUGCAGGGCCAGCAGGGCGCGGACGUAGACAAGAGAUCAGUGCGCUCUCCCUCGAAAAAGCUCCCCCUGAUGACACUGGCGCAGUGCUUAGUGGAGGGAGCUGCUGUCCUCGGGGACGAAUCUCUACUGGGGAAAAUGCUAAAUAUGUGCGGAGAGACAGAAGACAGGCUGGCCCAGGAACUCAUUCUGUUUGAACUGCAGAUAGAAAGAGAUGUGAUAGAACCACUAUUCAUAUUAGCAGAGAUGGAUAUUCCCAACAUCCAGAAACAGAGAAAACAUUUAGCUAAACUAGUUCUGGAUAUGGACUCUGCAAGGACACGGUGGCAGCAGUCUUCAAAGUCCUCGGGCAUGGCCAGUAACCUGCAGCCGUCGGGUGCCAAAGCUGAUGCCCUCAGGGAAGAAAUGGAGGAGGCAGCAAACCGGGUGGACAUCUGCAGGGAUCAGCUGUCAGCUGACAUGUACAAUUUUGUGGCCAAAGAAAUAGACUAUGCAAGCUACUUUCAGACAUUGAUAGAAGUACAGGCAGAUUACCACAGCAAGUCACUGGCACUUUUACAGAGCAUUUUGCCUCAGAUUAAAGCACAUCAGGAAGCCUGGAUCGAGAAGCCGUCCUAUGGUAAAGCACUGGAGGAGCACCUUGCAAUCAGUGGCAGGGAGAUCGCGUUCCCCAUUGAGGCCUGUGUGACCAUGCUGCUGGAGUGUGGCAUGCAGGAGGAGGGGCUGUUCAGGGUGGCUCCCUCUGCCUCCAAGCUGAAGAAGUUGAAAGCCUCCCUGGACUGUGGGGUGCUUGAUGUGCAGGAGUACUCUGCAGAUCCACAUGCCAUCGCAGGAGCUCUGAAAUCCUACCUGCGUGAGCUGCCUGAACCGCUGAUGACCUUUGAACUCUAUGACGAGUGGAUUCAAGCUUCCAACAUUCAGGAUCAAGAUAAAAGAUUGCAGGCCCUGCUGAAUGCUUGCGAGCAGCUUCCCAAGGCAAAUGCCGACAAUCUCAGAUACUUAAUCAAAUUUUUGGCCAAGUUAACAGAAUACCAAGAUUCCAAUAAGAUGACGCCAGGGAAUAUUGCAAUAGUGCUGGGGCCCAACCUGCUCUGGACUCACACUGAGGGGAACAUCACAGAGAUGAUGACCACCGUCUCCCUUCAGAUUGUCGGCAUCAUCGAGCCCAUCAUCCAGCAUGCCGAUUGGUUCUUCCCUGGAGAGAUCGAAUUCAACGUAACUGGAAACUACGGCAGCCCUCUUCACACGAACCACAACGCCAACUACAGCUCCAUGCCCUCCCCGGAUCUGGACCACUCGGACCGCAAGCUGCACGACCAGACCCGGCGACCCCUCAGCGUUGCCACGGACAACAUGAUGCUGGAGUUCUACAAGAAGGAUGGCAUCAGGAAAAUCCAAAGCAUGGGAGUCAGGGUGAUGGACACAUCUUGGGUGUCCCGCAGGGGCUCUUCCUUAGUGCGCAAGACGGCGUCCACACCUCUGAGCGUCCAGCCCCCCGCUCCUCCUGCAGAGCUCGACUCUGUGUCUCAGUGUCUCCUCCCUGAGCAGCCGUACGACCUGUCUGCUUCUCCCUCCCCCACUCCUCCUCCUAGCAGUGGUGGCACUGACCGGGCCAGCACAGACGAUGUGUCUUCCAAUUGGUCGGAUUCCUGUUACGCCUAUCCUUCCCCAGAGGAUGACAGGCCCCCACCACCUUACCCCACCUCCUACCUCCCUCCCCGCCAUUACUACCCCAAAGCACAGCCAUCCUCUCGGCCGGCUGCUCCCACCCCCCUCGACCCUGUAACCCUGGGCUCUUCACCGCACCGGUGGACGGGCUACAGCCCCCCCCUGCCUCCCCCCUCCCCUUCUCCUCAGCAGCUUGACAUCAAUUCUAACCCAAAGCCCAGCUUCCUCCACCUCCCCAAGCAAAACUCCCUCACUGACGCACCGCAUGCUGCUCCUGAAACUAACGUGUCACCCCUUUACAUCAAAACACCCCUUGUGCUCACCAAACAAGACCCCCUCUUUGGCACCCCCCCUAACCUCCCUAUGUCAGCCUCACCCCAAUGGGUCAGCUGUACCUGUACCAGAGAAAGAGGGACCAAGCUGACUAGCACCCUGAAGAGCAAAGAGCUCUCUCCUGUGAUGGGGCAGAAGGGCAGCUGCCCUGGUUUAGGCUCCAUGACAUCAACAGGCAGUGGCCAGCAGGGAUCUGGAAUAGGACAGCAGCUCACCAGUGACCAGAGCCCCCACUCCCUCAGAAAAGGGACCUUGUCCAAGAAGCUGGCCCCCAUCCCCCCCAAGGUGCCGUUCGGGCAGUCAGGGGCCGUGUCCGACCAGUCGACAGGUCAGCCGUCCCCCGUCAGCCUCUCCCCCACCCCUCCCAGCACCCCCUCCCCGUACGGACUCACCUACCCCCAGGGGUACACCUCCAUGACCUCCCCAGGUCAGGUGUCGCCGGCGGCCCCCCAGUCCCUGUCGUCUCCCUCCUCCCUCACCGGCACACUCACCAAGUCGCGGCCCACCCCAAAGCCCCGGCAGAGGCCCAGCCUGCCCCCUCCCCAGCCGCCCACCGUCCCCGGGCUCCCCGGCUCCAGCCCGCAGUCUCUGGACCACACCAUGCUGGACGGCAUGUCUCCAGGGGAGAGCAUGUCCACAGAUCCCCUCGGUCUAGAAAUCCCCAUCAUACACAUAGAAUUUGAUGGCCUGCAUUGCGAGCCUCCGGAUCCAGCGAGCAGGAACUCUGUGGGGGACUUCAUGGCAAAAACAGAGUCGGAGGAGGAGGAGGAGGAGUCGGAAAGCACUGCCCUUUGACACAGGGACCCCGUUACUGUACAUACAAUAUAUACAAACUACUACUGAGAGCACCCGAGCUGCUUCUACUGUCUGCAAAAACAACAUGGGAAUAUAUAGAUAUAUAUAUAUAUAUAUAGAGAGAGAGAGAGAGAGCUAUAUAAAUACAUAUAUAGAGAGCGAGAGAUAGAUAUAUAGAUAGACAAAUAUAUAUAUAUAUAUAUAUAUAUAUAUAUAUAUAUAUAUAUAUAAAUAUAUAUAAAUAUAUAAAGAAAUGACAUGGAGAAUUUGAAAAGAUGGGAAAUUUCAAACACGGAACUGAAUACCAUGUUACAUUUUGAUCGUGGCAUGUUUUAAUUACUUUUUUUUUUUUUUUUCGUUUGCCUUAUCCGAGUCAUUGCAACUUUGCCUUUCUAUUUCUUACUAACUUGUUCUGUGGAUUUUCUAAUGUACUCUGCUACGGUGCCUCAUGGGAGGGCAUAUCGCUUAAUGGAACAUUAUGAAUAAUCUAUACAAAGUAUGUCAAAGAGAGUCGUGGCAUAUCCCGGUGCACACUGGAAAAGCCAAUGAAGUUGCAGGAUUUCUUUUUUCUUUUGUAUAUGUAGUUGUAUAUGUCUACUGAGUGUUCAGGCCAACUAUUCAGCCUGGCUGCAUAAAAAAAAGGCAUUUGUUUAAAAAAAAUAAGAAUCUCUGACAUGAUCUGUUGAACAAGUAUUCCUGUCUCCACAGAGCGCCAGUUCAAUAUUUUGGUGGAGUUUCAGACAAAUCACUAUUUGUAUCAAAACCAGCCGUAUUCCAUUUACUAUAUUCCAAAGGGUCUGUCUUCAGUCCUGUUUCCUGAAAUGCCUCCUAGUGGCACAUGCAGAGUCAGUAUACAGCAACUUGCUUUCAUGAUCCAUUCAGAGGAUGCUACCUCUUAACUGAGCACUGCUGGGAAGCUAAGAGAUGUUGAUGGAACCUGUGAGAAACGCCCCUGGUGGAUGUAAGUAGAGUGUUUCCGCGAUGAGUGGUCAAGUCACUUAACCACUGAGUCAGUGACAUCCAACAGUAUUAGUCUGGGUGUCAUUCUUUAAAUCACAUCAUGUGGAAAAGGAGAUUCUGCACUUCUCUGUCUGUGUGCACAGUUGGCCGCUCUAGCCUGUAGAUGUUGCCAGUUCUAUGGUCGUCAGCUGGUGUUGAUGCUGUAUGUUUUUGUAACACUGGAUUUAAAUGGUUCCUUUUUAGUGUGGAUGUUGUCAAGGUUACGAUUCAGAACUGGAUGUGCGGUGUUGUAUUUCUGGGGGCCAUUUUAAAAACAUAAAAGAAAAGAAAAAUACAUAAAUCGAUGUCUGUAUAGAAAUUCUUGGAAAACGUGGUGAGAUGUGCUAGUUAAUUCCAGAAUAUUUUAGGUUGUUAUAUAUUUAUACUUUUUAAUGUCAAAAUGUGCAUAUCUUUUGGUCCUCAUAAGUGUAUGAAAGUGACAUAUUUGCAUCUCGUCCUUAUUGCUGGGGGAUAUUCUGUUGAGCCACCUGCUUCAGCAUCAACACAAUUGUACAAAAUGUACAGAGCUGUACUGCUUUCCAGGGAGGAGCCCUUCAUCUCAACCGGGCUUUUCCUCAAAGCGAUACAUAUACUUGUAUUCCUGUUUGUUAGAGAUAUUUUCAUAAAGAAAGUCAGUGGUCUAUAUGCACUGCCUGGAAGUUAUAAUGCUGCUCUUUUAAAUCCAAGUGCAAAUACCCAACAUACCUGUUACCAUAUGUCAAGUGUAAAUUUUAUAUAUAUAUAUAUAUAUAUAUAUAUA
Messenger RNA from Acipenser ruthenus (sterlet), 5010 nucleotides. RefSeq names its product rho GTPase-activating protein 44-like. The transcript has 22 exons. Gene Ontology annotation, biological process: modification of dendritic spine; neurotransmitter receptor transport, endosome to postsynaptic membrane; signal transduction. NCBI's taxonomy places the organism in Eukaryota, Metazoa, Chordata, Actinopteri, Acipenseriformes, Acipenseridae. The coding region runs from base 300 to 3251 and encodes 983 amino acids. Gene Ontology annotation, molecular function: GTPase activator activity; protein binding. The record is from RefSeq and is a predicted model, not a curated record. Gene Ontology annotation, cellular component: cytoplasm; presynaptic active zone; leading edge membrane.